Messenger RNA from Beauveria bassiana ARSEF 2860, 432 nucleotides. RefSeq lists its product as uncharacterized. Gene Ontology annotation, cellular component: nucleolus. The transcript has 2 exons. NCBI's taxonomy places the organism in Eukaryota, Fungi, Ascomycota, Sordariomycetes, Hypocreales, Cordycipitaceae. Bases 1 to 432 code for a protein of 143 amino acids. The record is from RefSeq and is a predicted model, not a curated record.
AUGCCGUCCGACGACUACGCCCUUUCUGGCGGCGGCGGCGGCGCGCUGAAGCUCAAAGGCGCCAAGGUCGACAAGAAGAAGAAGAAGAGGCGCGCCAAGACGGAUCUUGAGAAAAACUUGGCCACCGGCGAGGGUGCAUCCCCCUCCAAAGAGCUCGUUAAGAAGAAGCGCAAGGAGGGCGAGGAGGAGGAUGGCCAGGCGGCAGAGGACAGAAGGCAGGUGGAGGAGGAGGAUGACGUAGCGCCAGUACAAAAGACAGAGUCGGAGAGGCAGUACGAGGAAGCGAAAAAGAAGAGACUACUUAAAAUGGCUGAAAAGUCAGGCUCCCGUCCCGAACUUCUCAAGACGCAUAAGGAGCGCGUUGAACAACUCAACACCUACCUGUCCAAGCUCAGCGAGCAUCACGAUAUGCCCAAGAUUGGACCUGGUUAG